Molecule: messenger RNA, 2191 nt
Organism: Neocloeon triangulifer
Lineage: Eukaryota; Metazoa; Arthropoda; Insecta; Ephemeroptera; Baetidae
Gene: Arp8
Product: actin-related protein 8
Exons: 11
Coding region: 259-2028 (589 amino acids)
Biological process (GO): double-strand break repair; regulation of DNA-templated transcription
Cellular component (GO): Ino80 complex
Source: RefSeq, a predicted model, not a curated record
GCUUUAACUUCUUGUCAGGACAAGAAAAGUAAUUUUCAAGAAGUGUCUUUUCUUGUUAACGCAGACGACGUUUCCAAACGCACCCUUAAAAACCACCUCAGUUUUUCAAACACCUCCUAUAGCAAAACUCCUUGAAUUCCUUGAAAAGAGUGGUGGGGGCGCUGAUGAUCCAACGUUGGAUCCAGCUAACAACAACAACAACCAACUAAUUUGAAGAAAGGGUCUAUGGAGCUUUGAACGCUGCUGAAAGCACCCGUGAUGCCGAAUUUGAUAAUUCCCGCAUCGGAAAUUAUGAACAAUAAUGUCAUCGAACCUGCUCAACAGCAACCGGUCAUAAGCCACAAUAUCAUCAUCAUUCACCCAGGUUCACAGAAUCUGCGAAUCGGAAGGGCUUCAGACCCUUAUCCCGUCACCCUGCACCAUGCUAUUGCAAGGAAAAGAUUAAGACCGGAUUUGAUUCAAGUGGACACAUUAUUGCCAGCCAUUUACAAUGAUCAAAAUAUAUUGGCUGAGCUGGAUGAGGCAAGACUUCAAGUCAGUCAUAUCCUGCAGUCAUGUCUACAAUCUGAUGGAUCAAGACGUUAUGCCACUCCUCCACAGCAGAUUUCUGCUUUCAAUCGUAGAUCUCGGUUGGAAGUGGUCCGAAAUACCAAAGAGGAGCCUUUUUCCCACGAAAAUGUCAUCAUUGGAGAUGAUGUCCUAAAUUUGCCAGAAAAUGAAGAGUAUAAUGUCUUCUACCCCAUCAGAAGGGGUGUCUUUAACAUACACGCCGGAGUUGGCGGAUCUCUUACAUCUGUCCUGCACGACCUGGAGACUAUUUGGUUGCAUGCCAUUGAGAAGAGGUUAAAAAUACCAAGAAAACAUUUUCCGGUCUAUAAAGUGGUCCUUGUGAUUCCGGACAUUUUCAACAGGAAACACUUGUCGGCGCUGAUGAACUUGGUGCUUACUAGAAUGAACUUCAACUCAUGCUUUUUGGUCCAGGACCACAUAGCAGCGACAUUUGGCGCGGGCUUUACUUCAGCCUGUGUAGUUGAUGUUGGGGACCAGAAAACUUCAAUUUCAUGUGUUGACGAUGGAAUCUCCCAACCAAGCACAAGGAUACGACUCGAUUAUGGUGGAGGUGACAUCACAGUCGUUUUCUAUAGAUUGUUGCAGAAAUGCUCAUUCCCUUAUAAGCAGUGCAACCUAUUAAAGACUAAAGAUGCUGUUUUACUGCAAAAGUUAAAGGAGGACUUCUGCCAUGUUGAUUUGGAUAUAUGUGGUCCUAGAGAAAAAUCCUUUGAAAUAACUUCUUCUGAGGGCUGCGUGCAAAGAGUUACCCUGCAGGUUGGAGACGAAUGCCUGAUUGCCCCUUUGAGUCUCUUUACUACAGACCUGUUGUCUAUAACCGGCACAAAAGGUGUCCAUGGACAGGUCUCCUAUGAGUUCCAGUCUGAGGAUCCUCAUGACGCCAACUAUCUCAGGGAAACCAGUCGGAAAGCAGCCAAAGAAAAUCUUGACGUGACUGGUGAUGGACCUGGAAACAUGUCUUGUCUAGGGAAUAUCCCUCUGCCUUUAGACAUAAACAGUGUAAUGGAGGAAGACAUUGUGGUAGAUGGAUUGGAUCCUACUUUCCAUGCCAGUUCACUGUUAACAGCAGCUGGUAAUAUCUUGCAGGAGAAGGAGAUUUUUGAGUCGGAAAUUUUGCUCAGCAUUGACCAGGCUAUUAUGCAAAGCAUUGAAAGAUGUUCUGAGGAAUUGAGGAAAAAAAUGUAUUCCUGUGUGCUGAUUGUGGGAGGCGGAAUGAAAUUUGUUGGAAUCAACACCUGGCUGCAAAACAAAAUCAGUCUGCAGAUUCCCUACAUGUAUAGAAGUGAGCAAAUGGAUGUCCUAACAUUCCUUAAAGAAACUGACCCACAAAUUACAACUUGGAAAGGAGCGAGCUUGAUGGCUACACUUGAGUCGGCUUCCGAGUUGUGGAUAAAAUCUCAAGACUGGUUAGAUAACGGAGCUAAGACACUCAGGGAAAAAGCUGCAUUUGUGUGGUAGAAUGUUUCAAGUUAAGUAUGAAUAAAACAAUUUUCAAAAAUAUGCAUUUGGUCUUUUCCAAACCAAUUAUUAUUAAUAUACAUAAGUUAUUUGGGUACAUUUGCAAAUAUUUUCGAAUAUAUCCAAAUAUUUGGUUAAAUAUGGUGUUCGUGGGUGUGUUUCU